This is a messenger RNA of Lindgomyces ingoldianus, 1671 nucleotides long. RefSeq lists its product as uncharacterized. The transcript is spliced from 2 exons. The record is from RefSeq and is a predicted model, not a curated record. Lineage: Eukaryota; Fungi; Ascomycota; Dothideomycetes; Pleosporales; Lindgomycetaceae. Bases 1 to 1671 code for a protein of 556 amino acids.
AUGGCUCAUCAUCUCCCACGUUAUGUGGAUACCCUCAUCAUAGGCAAUGGACCCUCUGCACUCAUUCUCUCCUACAUCCUUCACGGCCACAUUCCCUACUAUGUUGGGGGCCAUCACGAUGCCCUUUUAGACCUGAAGCUUACAAAAAAACCAAACUUGUUGGACCUUACCCCUGACCUAUAUGAUCACUUUCUCUCCUCAUUGCGGUACUCGACACAAGCGCUUCCGGUCAAUACGUUACUGGAUACCCUGAUUAGACCAAAUGCAGACACUGAAUUAAACCCUCAGUCAUGCAUCGAAUGGCGGUAUGAACCUGACAAGGCCGUACCCCAUCUUGCGGUUGGCGCAACGUCACAACCUGGUGGGCAAUGGGGGGAGAACCCCGUUUCAGUGAGCGCGGAAAUUGGAACCUUAAGCUAUGCGGAGAUGUUGUCUCUUCCUGGGUACUCGUACUCUGAAUAUAUGGGCAAGAGUAAGAAGCAAGAACAAUGCGACUUUGUGAGGCCUUCGAGGACGGAAGUUGCGAACUACUUGAAAAUGUAUCCGGAAACUGUGGGGAUAUCGGAUGCCAUCCACACAGGUGUAAAGGUCGAUAAUGUUUCUAGGACUGUGGAUGGCUUCAUUGUCGGAUCUCUAGGGAUACGCUGCAAGCACCUGGUUCUAGCCUCCGGCAUCUUCACAGUCAACAUCCCACCACCGCCUCUACUCUUGCCGAUUGCGGAUAUAGACUCGGCACAUGAGCCCCUGCUCGUGAUUGGCUCUGGAUUCUCUGCCGCUGAUACCAUCAUAUCUGCGCCACCAACACGCAAGAUAAUCCAUAUAUUCCAGUGGGCACCUGAUACCCGGCCAUCUCCGCUUCGUGGUUGCCAUCAUACUGCAUACCCGGAAUAUGCGACUGUAUACCGGCAGAUGAAGCUGGCUGCAAUCGCAUCCACCAAGGCUCUCUCGAUUAGAUCCUCCAUGCUCCGGCGAAAGUCAAACCCCUUCUUUUCUAGCCGAGACUGGACUUCUCACUAUGAAGGACUCCCAAAUGCAGAAAUACUGUCCGUCUCUCGUCUUGAAGGGGCCCCCUCAGUAACUGCCACUAUUCGCCUUGCGUCUGGGAAUACUGUUACCCGCUUAGUCGGAGGUUUGGAGUACGUAGUUGGUCGACGAGGCUCCCUGGACUACCUCUCCCCAGAACUGCGCUCCGAGAUUCUCGGAACCGCGCUCGAAGAAGUCUCCUCCUCCACCCUAAUAUCCGGCCGUACCCUCCGAGCUAAAACUGAAUCUUCCCUCGAAGUCGCACGCAACAUUUUCGUCAUCGGCAGUCUAGCCGGGGACUCGCUAAUCCGCCACGCCGUUGGUGGAUGCGCUUUCGCUGCCGGCCACAUUCUCGGAAAAAUCGCCUCCAACUUCUCCCCUUCUUCAACUCCAGCCCCAACCCCAACUCCAUCAACACGCUCCCCCUCUCCGUCUGCGCGUUCAGACCGCAUCUCAACCUCACCUUCCCCAUCAGCAUCAACCGCCUCAAGCCCAAUGCUUCUAGCAGCCAACGGACACGCCGACCUGCAUCUCGAUCGCCGGAAACUGGCUCGUGCGGUUGAGGUCACGAAUGCUGAGAAUAGAUGUUGGCAGGACUCCGGGUGGUGGGCUGGGGGCUUGGGGCCGCUGAAACCGCCGGACGCGUGA